This is a messenger RNA of Megalobrama amblycephala (Wuchang bream), 1562 nucleotides long. Its product is annotated as sialidase-3-like. Gene Ontology annotation, cellular component: cytoplasm; membrane; lysosome. Bases 101 to 1255 code for a protein of 384 amino acids. Gene Ontology annotation, biological process: oligosaccharide catabolic process; ganglioside catabolic process. Gene Ontology annotation, molecular function: exo-alpha-sialidase activity. Lineage: Eukaryota; Metazoa; Chordata; Actinopteri; Cypriniformes; Xenocyprididae. The transcript has 3 exons. The record is from RefSeq and is a predicted model, not a curated record.
UAGACUGCGAGGGGUUCCUGCAAUUUCUGUGGUGACGAACAUUCUGAGAGACUCAACUGUUGCUGCUGCAGGAAAGAUCAUUUCUGGCUAGAAUUUUACAAUGGGUAACAGUACAUCUUCAGAAAGAAAUGUAAUUCCUCUCAAAGACAAUACAACAGCAACAACAUUAUUCAAACAGGAGCCAGAAUGUUGUUCAAAGCAGGUGACAUACAGAAUUCCAGCUCUCAUCUAUAUCAGUAAAGAUCAAACCUACCUUGCCUUCACUGAAAAGCGGAAAACUGAAAAAGACACAGAUGCAGAAGUGCUUGUGAUGAGAAGAGGAUCGUGGAAAGAUGGCAAGAAUGAAGUUGAGUGGGUCAGUGGAUAUCAGGUGCUCAGCGCUUGUCUACCAAACCACCGCAGCAUGAAUCCAUGUCCGGUCUAUGAGAGAGAUUCCGAGACCCUCUUUCUGUUUUUCAUUUGUGUUCCCAAUGGAGUCUCAGAAAAUGACCAAAUAAAAGAAAAAAAGAACAGGGCUCGGCUUUGUUACGUAACCAGUAAGGACACUGGCAAAACAUGGAGUUGUAUUACUGACUUGAAAGAUGUGAUCAGUGAAAAGGAGAAAAACUGGGCCACCUUUGCUGUUGGACCAGGACAUGGUGUUCAAAUGAAGAAUGGAAGACUGAUUAUCCCAGCAUACACAUAUUAUUUUAAAUCCAAAUGUAAUACGCCCACAUCACAUGCAUUUGCAUUCUACAGUGAUGAUAAAGGAAACACUUGGCAUGUAGGAGAACAUAUGGAUGGUGAGUCUAAUGAGUGUCAGAUGGCUGAGAUCAUAGACGACGAAGGUAACAGUACACUGUACUCCAAUUCUCGAGGUACAUCUGGCUAUAGAGUCGAGGCUCUAAGCAAGAAUGGUGGAGAAGAUUUUGACAAACCUUCAUCUGCUCAAGAGCUGAUAGAGACUGGUGAACGUGGCUGCCAAGGAAGUGUGCUGAAUAUUUGCCCUGAUCAGAGUACAUGGCUGAUCUAUUCUCACCCAUCUGAUAAAAAGAAGAGAAAGGAUCUUGGAAUCUAUAUAAAUAAAUUACAGAAGGAUCACAUGCAAUGGAAAACCAUACAAUGCAUCAGUGAUGGUCCAAGUGGAUACUCAGAUCUGGCAGAGUGUAAAGAUAGAAAGUACAUUGCCUGUCUCUUUGAAUGUGGACAGAAAAGAGAAAUUGAAAAAAUAGCCUUCAAGCUUUUCAAUAUCAGCAAUGCUUUGGAUAAUCAAUAGGUGGAUUCUCCACAGCAACGUUGAGCUCUAGAGCUCACAGCAAUGUUAACGUUGUUUCACGUUGCAAAAAUUGGUGUCUUUUGAUGUAAUUUUUGUUUGUUUGUUAUAGUUAAUUUGCUUAAUUAAAAUGUUAAAAAUCAAGUUGGAAAUACAUCAAUAUAAUAAUUCAAAUAACCAACCAAACUAUAUGCUUUCAUUAUUAUAACUGUAUUAUAACCUUUUAAAAUCCUAUAUUUCAUUCACCUGAAUUAUUCAAUAAGUAGGAAACAGGAAACAUAUUUUCAUUAGUUUAGCUAUAUUUUAUUUG